Vollenhovia emeryi is the source of this 2016-nucleotide messenger RNA. RefSeq lists its product as uncharacterized. The transcript has 2 exons. The record is from RefSeq and is a predicted model, not a curated record. Lineage: Eukaryota; Metazoa; Arthropoda; Insecta; Hymenoptera; Formicidae. The coding region runs from base 1021 to 2016 and encodes 331 amino acids.
CAGAACUCUUGCUAGAACUAUUGUAGAACUCUAGGGCGCUUGAAAUCCGAUAAAUAGCCGUCGCGAAAUAGGCGGAGGACAAAGUGAGACGCUGGGUGAAGUUGGCGUCUCACUUUGCACUAAUCGAUUUUUUGGCUUUAAAGGCCAGAACUAUGUGUUUAAUGUAUCAGGAACUCUAGAACUAUUCUAAAAGAAGCCAGAACUCUCAAUAGUUAAUGAGUUUCCACGAGAUGAGACGCUAGCUUCACAUACACUAUGAAAAAUGAAUAUACACGCGUAAUGGACGAAUAUAUAAGUUUAGGACACAUGUCGAUAGUAAAAAAUCCGGACGAUGACGGUUUCUACAUGCCCCAUCAUGCAGUAGUUAAAGAGUCGAGCUGUACAACUAAACUUCGAGUAGUCUUCGACGCGUCUGCGAAAUCGAGCAAUAAUACAUCUUUAAAUGAUCUUUUAAUGACAGGGCCCACGAUACAAGACACACUAUUUGCACAUUUAAUUCGUUUCCGUAAGUACAGGUACGUUAUAACUGCCGACAUUGAGAAAAUGUACCGGCAAGUAUUAGUACACGAAGACGAUGGACGAUUUCAGUGAAUUCUUUGGCGUAAGGCAGGUAAAAUAGAAACAUUUCAAUUGAAUACGCUCACAUUCGGCGUUUCCUCUUCGCCAUUCCUGGCAAUUAGAACGAUACAAAAACUCGCAGAUGACGAGUGUUACAUCUAUCCUAGGGCAGCCGAAGUUCUGAAAAAUCAUUUAUAUGUCGAUGACUUAUUAUCGGGUGCCGAGACUCUCAAGGAGAUUCGGAAAAUUAGAGACGAUAUAAUCGCUCUAUUGAAAAAAGGUGGUUUCGCUAUUAGACAGUGGGCAUCUAAUGACUCGCGCGCGAUCAAUGAUUUGUCAGAUAACGCAUUACAUGCCAAUUUCGUUCUAGACGGAGAUUACUCGUUAAAGACAUUAGGUAUUUCUUGGAGCACACGCGACGAUAAAAUAUGCUAUACGACACAACCGAUUAAAAUAACAGGUAUGGUGACUAAGCGGAAGAUUUUAUCAGAAAUCGCAAAGCUGUUCGAUCCAUUGGGAUUAUUAGGACCGGUGAUUUUACACGCUAAACGAUUGAUGCAAGAUGUGUGGCGAUGCGAAACACAUUGGGACGAAUCUGUUCCGCAAAGCCUACAUACAGAAUGGUCAGAAUUUGUUCAACAAUUGGAUUCGAUACGUCAGAUCUCUUUCGAUCGCGGGUUAAUAGCACCAGAAUUUCGCGAUAUUCAAUUACAUGGAUUUUGCGACGCCAGUGAAGUCGGAUAUGGAGCGUGCAUAUAUAUACGAUCGGUUGGUAAACAUCGGAACAUCAUUUGCAAACUAGCAUGUGCUAAAUCACGAAUUGCACCAUUAAAAACCGUCACUAUACCUCGACUUGAGCUUUGCGGCGCGUUGAUUCUGGCACGAUUAUACCGCGAAACGAGUAAUGCUUUAAAGAUCACACCUGAUAAAGUCGUUUUUUGGAGCGAUUCCACUAUUGUUCUUCAAUGGUUAAAGACCUCGCCUCAUCUACUCAAAACUUAUGUCGCAAAUCGAGUCGUAGAAAUACAAGACCUGACUGGUUCAUAUGAGUGGCGACACGUCAAAUCAGGAGAUAAUCCAGCCGACGCCAUUUCGAGGAGUCAAUUACCUCACAAUUUCUUACGAAACGACACUUGGCAAUCGGGACCGCGGUGGUUAGUCAGAAAUGAAAGCGAGUGGCCUAUCGAAAACAUGCAAUUAACCGAAUUAACUGAAUUAAGGAGAAAUGCUUGUCUUACGAUUCACCUUGACAGCGAAAUACUUAAAAGAUAUUCUUCUUACUCUAAGUUGUGCAGGGUUGUCGCAUAUUGUCUUCGGUUUCGACUUUCAAAUAAAAAUACUGGACCGUUAGAUGCGACAGAAAUUAACGAAUCCGAGAUACGAAUAUUAAGAAUUCUUCAAUCUACUCAAUUUUCGAACGAAAUAAAAUUGACUGACUUCCACGCGUCCAAUACAUAA